AAGAGAGAGAGAGAGAGAGAGAGAGAGAGAGAGAGAAAAGGGCGCCAAAGACUCGCGAAUUUAUGAUUUUUCCUUUUUCUCAUCUGAAAACGGGGGAGGGAAAAUAUGGAGAAGAGGUCAAGGGAGGAGGAGGAGGAGGAGGAGGAGGAGGCGUUUGAUUUUGGAAACGGAACCCACAACAAUCUCGACUCCUCAUUCUCCCCCUCCGAUUCCGACCACAACUUUUCUAGUAAUUUAUACGCAAGUGAUUCUGACUAUGACGAUGAAUCCCAUUCCCCAUCAAAAAUACUUCAGCUGGACGACAACGGAUUCCCCUCUUCUUCCCACCUUCCACCGGGGCUCAAACACCACGGCGAUGACAUCGAAUUCGAUACGAAUCGAUCAACCCAAAUCGAACAAGGUACUGAUUGUAGCAGUUUUGCCUCCGAUUUUUACAGCUGCGGAACGGAUUGUUCUUCUCUGUUGUCGCACGAGGAAGAAAUUGACACUCAGAAGAAGAAGAUGGAUAUCGACCCCAAGGCGAUGCGGAAGCUCAAACAAACCGAUCUUUUUCAGAUGUGGGGAACCCGUGACAAGUUGCCCGAUUGCGAAGCCGACGAUAAAGGCUCUGGUUCUUCGAUUCGUUAUCUGAAUAACAAGAAGAUGAAGGGUUUGUUGUCUGAUGGUUCGUCAAAAACCACUAACGAUAACAAGAAGAAUGCUUUUCUUCAUCUUCGGAGUAGCAGUAGUAGUAUCGGGGCAAAGAGUAAGAGUACUGGCAGGGUUGCAAGAGGUAGGACUACUGUUGCAAGUAAUUCUGGGGGAGUUGCCGAUAGACAGUGGCCUCGUGUCUGUCCAUUCUAUAAGAAAAUCCCAGGGACGUCAUUCACUGUUGAUGCAUUCCGUUAUGGUCAAAUUGAAGGUUGCAAUGCAUAUAUCCUCAGCCACUUUCAUGCUGAUCAUUAUGGUGGCUUGAGCAAGGGGUGGUCACAUGGCCCUAUCUACUGCACAACACUCACUGCUCGCCUGGUUAGACUCUGCCUAUAUGUCAAUCCAAUAUUCAUCCGUCCUUUGGAAGUAGGUAUUGAACACGUCAUUGAGGGAAUCAAAGUGACAAUGCUAGAAGCUAAUCACUGCCCCGGUGCAGCUCUUAUUCACUUCUGUCUUCCUAAUGGACGAUGUUAUUUGCACACUGGAGACUUCAGAGCUAGUAAACUCAUGCAUGCUUAUCCCCUUCUUGUAAAUCAAAGAGUUAAUGUGCUUUAUCUAGAUACAACAUACUGCAACCCAAAGUACAGGUUCCCUUCCAAAGAAGAUGUUUUGAGUUUUGUUGUGAGAGUCACUCAAAACUUUUUAAGGAAGCAACCCAAAACCCUCAUCAUUGUUGGGGCGUAUAGCAUUGGGAAAGAAUGUGUUUAUCUUGCAAUUUCCAAGGCGUUGGGGGUUAAAAUAUAUGCAAACAGUACGAGGAGGCGUAUUCUUCAGUCUUUUGGUUGGCCCGAACUCUCUGGGAAUCUGUGUUCAAAUGGGCAGGAAACACCUCUUCACGUUCUACCCAUAUCAUCUCUGAGAUUUGAGGCAUUGGAAGAUUACUCGAAGACGUACAUGAGUCAAUAUAAAGCAGUUUUGGCAUUUAGGCCAACAGGUUGGACUUACUCGGAAGCUAUUGGCAGUUACCUGGACCUAAUAAAACCCACUUCCAGAGGCACGGUCACAAUUUAUGGAGUUCCCUAUAGCGAACACUCCAGCUUCACAGAACUACGAGAGUUUGUACAGUUUCUUAGGCCUGACAAGAUAAUUCCUACUGUCAACAUCGGAAAUGCCGCUAGUCGAGAUAAGAUGCAGUCAUACUUCCGAGAAUGGCUGAGACGAAAGUGAUUGUGCUGCUAUUGCUUGCACAAAUAAUGCUGUGCGAUACGCUAUUUCAAAUUCCUACUUGCAUCAUAACAUUUGUGCUAAAUUGAACGUUUUCUUUCGGCAGCCAAGGACGGACCAUUGCCACCGUCACAGCAGGAGCAGCCCUGUGGUUCUAUGAUUUUUGCAUUCUAUCACAGUUUUUACACGUUUGCACCAUCAAAUUUUGCACAAAAAGAGUGCUCACUGGAGCACAUGAUCGAGCAUCUUUUUUGAUAGCUUAGGUGUCUGAGCUAGCUUACGCGCACCUCAACAUGAUCGAAUAGUUCUUGCAGCUACAACUAGAAUUCAUUCGGAAGCCAACCACUCCUUUCCUUUUGAGACUAGUAGAUGACUUCUCCAAGCGGGUUUUUCGUGUUGUGUAGUGUUGUCUGUUAAGUUUAAUUUUAACCAUUCGAGCAGCAUCUUUUUGAGUGUUUUUUUGGGACUGUAGCAAAUUAUAUAUAUUACUUAUAUAGCAAUAAUGUUCUUUGUAUCCAGUGAAAAUGUCAGUUUGAAUUUUCGAAC
Messenger RNA from Rhododendron vialii, 2400 nucleotides. Its product is annotated as DNA cross-link repair protein SNM1. The transcript is spliced from 9 exons. The record is from RefSeq and is a predicted model, not a curated record. Lineage: Eukaryota; Viridiplantae; Streptophyta; Magnoliopsida; Ericales; Ericaceae. The coding region runs from base 106 to 1857 and encodes 583 amino acids. Gene Ontology annotation, molecular function: damaged DNA binding; 5'-3' DNA exonuclease activity. Gene Ontology annotation, biological process: double-strand break repair via nonhomologous end joining; protection from non-homologous end joining at telomere; interstrand cross-link repair.